AUGUGGUCUGAGACCUUCAGUGGCGAGACCGUCAUACUCGCGUGCAAUAUCGAAGAAGAUAAUGGAGACCCUGAAUGGGAGUUGGAAGUGGAAUGGAGGACACCCAGGGAAAAUCCCAGGAAAAGAUUUCAGUCCAUGCAGAGACAAUAUGUUCUCAGCAGGGUCACACAGUCUGACAGUGGACCAUACUGGUGUAGAGAGAAAUACUCAACACAGUGGAGCUUGCCCUUUAAACUGAAAGUGAUUCAAAAGAAACCCCAGGCCACUCUAACAUCAGAAUCGGUGAGCGGGGGGAAGAAACUCGCCUGUGAUGUGUCCAAUUCCACUGGCUGGACGUACUAUUUAUCCAGAGUUGACCCCUACUCCCACACUGAGAGAGUAAUGGACAGACAGCACGCCGUCGUAACUGAAGAAGGCGCGUACAGUUGCAGGGGAGGAAGAGGAACCCCGGUGUUCUUCACAGACGUAAGCAAUGAAGUAGUGGUUGAGAAAACAGGAAAUCCCUUGCCAGAGGGUCAAACUCAGGCCGUCCUCAACGUGACACCAUCGUGGCUGAGUCCUGGAGCCUCGGUGACUCUGACCUGCAUGGUCCCAUUUCCAUCUACAGGCUGGAAGUUCUACUGGUACAAGGCUGUUCCCCAAGUGUAUGGCAGCAGCUACGUGUACGAGCAUCUGCCUGGCAGCACCAACGGGACCAAACAGAAUGUCUUCAUUAUCCAUGGACAGACAAACACAGUGGGAUACAUGUGCAAAGCUGGAAGAGCAAACCCAGUGUAUUUCACCCAGUACAGUGAAGUAAAGUUUGUCUGGUCUGGAGAUGUUCAGUCAGCAGUGUCUUUAACAAUGGCGAUCAACAGUGUGCAGCACUUUCGCUAUGAGGAGGUCAUACUGAUCUGUCAAGGAAACUCUGAUCAGUGGAGGGUGAGGACAUCUCCGGAAAGCACCCUACACGAUUGUUCUGCGAGGACAAUGAGAGGAGCCAUAUGUACCACGCUACAGUUACGGCGUGGAAGUGCAGUGCACUGGUGUGAGUCGGCAUCGGGAGAGUUCAGCAAUGCAGUCAACAUCACUGUUUCGGAUGAAUACUGUGACAUUAUCCUGGUAAGCCCUGCCCAUCCUGUGUCCCAGGGAGAUUCUGUGACUCUUCGCUGCACAUCAAACACAGGAAACACUCCCUCCUCCGCCGUGGCUUUCUAUCGCAACGACAAACUCAUCCAAAGUGAUUCCCGUGAGCUGAAAAUCCCAGCAGUGUCGAAGUCAGACGAAGGUUUCUACAAGUGUCGGCACAAGGGAUCCGUGUCAGCGCAGAGCUGGAUGUCGGUGAAGGAGAACGUGAAGGAAAGCUUGUCAUUCCCCAUCAUUUUACUGAUUUGUGGAACAUUGCUGAUUAUUCUGCUGCUGCUGCUGCUGCAGUAUCGUUGCGACCUAAAACCAACAAGUCUGUGCUGUAACAGGUUUGCAGCAGCAUCACACCGACCUGCACUUUCAAUUCUACGUGUCAUGCAGAGGGAGGACCCCAGCACUGCCACAGACCAGCCAACAGCCAACCAUGAAGAAAACCAACAGCAUCUCUAUUCGGUGCUCCUCCAAGGAGAGGUUUGUGUCUACGACUCACUCCGACGCUCUGAAAACACCAGAGAAGGAAAUGUGUUGUCAGGUCAGUGUUUCUGUACGUGCUGCAAGUUUCAGUCUUUGGCCAGGAUGAGACACAUUUUGCUGUGUGUGCUGGGCUCAUGCCUAGAAGCACUGGCACAGACGCCCGUCGUGACCCUGACACCAGAGUGGCCAAAGUUAUACGAACAAGAGAUGAUCACACUGACGUGUGUGAUUCAGGGUGGCGGGGACGCAGAGUGGACGUACUCCUGGCAAACAAGCAGCUCAGUGUCACCUCCAGAUUCGGACAGUUACCCCAUGGAGGCAGAAGCGUCCCACAGUGGAUUCUACAAGUGCAGAGGCCAGAGCAAAGGUUUUACAACAGAGUGGAGUGAUCCUUUCAAACUGGAGAUACACAACUAUGUGCCAAUACCAGUCCUCACUGUGGCUCCAAUAUGGCAGAGUGCUGGAGCACCAAUUAUGCUAACCUGUCAGAUGGAAUAUCCAUCUGCGGGAUGGAGGUUCUACUGGUAUGAGGUUCUUCAACAUGGAAGAUAUGAAAUUCAAUACAAUAUGAUGCCUGGAAAUGGAAAUGAAGAAAAUUCCUACGUCGUUGACAUGCCGACGUCAAACACCACGUCAUACGUGUGUCGAGCUGGAAGAGGAGAACCCAUGUAUUACUCUGAGUUGAGUAAACGGACCUGGGCUCAAGCAGGAGAGUUUGGGAACACCAUCAACCUCACCACGAACAGGCCCAACCCUGAGACGUCCUCAGUAGUUGCAGCACUGUUUGCUGGGUUAGUCUCUGGAGUUGUACUGAUGGUCCUCCUGAUGUUGCUGUAUCGCCUCCUAAGGUUCCCCGAUACAAGCAGGAACAGGUGCAGCACUGAGCAGGACCAACCGGUCAAUCCAACCCAGCAGCACAUAUAUUCCUCUCUCCUUGAAGGCGACACUUGUGUCUACGAAACGAUCAAAGGUUUCAAAAGAUCUGGACAUGAUGGAGUAAAGAACGCAGUGGCACUGUUUCCGGAGAAAAUCUGAAUCCGAUUUGUCCCCCUGGUGGCCUAAGUGCAAAUUGCAGCCCGUCCAACAGCUGUAGUGUCAUAGAUGUGUAUUUCCCUUGUUAUUUUCCCUAUUAAACCUGCAUUUCUAAAGGCGGUUUAGGUUUGUUAAAGUUCUGUUUAAGUUAAGUCACCGUGUUUUGUUUUUGUUUUUAAGGAGAAUCUGACAAAUUAAUUUGUUUUGUACAGCGUAACUUUAAAAAAACCAAACUGCUUUG
Messenger RNA from Solea solea (common sole), 2872 nucleotides. RefSeq lists its product as uncharacterized. Gene Ontology annotation, molecular function: transmembrane signaling receptor activity. NCBI's taxonomy places the organism in Eukaryota, Metazoa, Chordata, Actinopteri, Pleuronectiformes, Soleidae. The transcript is spliced from 18 exons. Bases 1 to 2634 code for a protein of 877 amino acids. Gene Ontology annotation, biological process: cell surface receptor signaling pathway. The record is from RefSeq and is a predicted model, not a curated record.